GACGGCGCAGAUCUCAGUGCGAAAUUUUUGCUUUGUUCGACAAUAAUGUAAAGUUUUUGCAUUACAAAAUUAUGUGAUAAAGUAAAUUUAAUUUAUUGUAACCAACUAAUUAUAGAAUUAAACCCAAAGUACAAACAUAAAAAUAAUAUAAAUAUAUUAAAUGCGUAAUGGUGCCUUUAACACUUAAAUUCAUAAGAACACAAUGGCGUGCUUUUAUCACCACUCACCCCUUGAUCAGAGGAUCAAUAUCCUAUGCGAUAUUAUGGCCCACCGGAAGUUUAAUACAACAAACGCUUGAGGGUAAAAAUUUAAAAACCUAUGACUAUAUGCGCAUGUUAAGAUUUAGUUUAUUUGGAUCUCUUUACGUUGCCCCAUCAUUAUAUGGUUGGUUUAGAUUAACUUCUGCGAUGUGGCCCCAAAUGAAUGUGAGAACUGGUCUGUUAAAGGCCGCCAUUGAACAAAUUUCAUAUGGUCCUUUUGCUUGUGCAAGCUUUUUCAUGGGUAUGUCGUUAUUGGAAAUGAAAUCUUUUUCAGAGGCCGUCGAAGAAACAAAGGAAAAAUUUUUACCCACAUUUAAGGUGGGUAUUUGCAUAUGGCCGAUUUUACAGACAAUAAAUUUUUCCAUAAUACCUGAAAGAAAUCGACUUGUUUUUGUAAGUAUUUGUAGUUUAAUGUGGACCACAUUUUUGGCCUACAUGAAAAGAAAGGAACUAGUCGAUCACCACGACUCACAUCGGGGGAAUACAAUUGAACAAUAAAAUUCCGCGUUAGAAAUAGUUAGAGCAAUUUUAGUAUUAAAUGUACAUACAUAUAUAAACAAGGUUUAUUUUUGUUGUCAAAAUAUUUAUAAUAAAGUGCAUUUAAUUAAUUAAGA
Messenger RNA from Lucilia cuprina (Australian sheep blowfly), 874 nucleotides. Its product is annotated as mpv17-like protein. Gene Ontology annotation, cellular component: membrane; cytoplasm. The transcript has 5 exons. Lineage: Eukaryota; Metazoa; Arthropoda; Insecta; Diptera; Calliphoridae. The record is from RefSeq and is a predicted model, not a curated record. Bases 168 to 758 code for a protein of 196 amino acids.